AUGUCUGCUUCAGAUUCCGUGUCCCCUGACUCUCCUCUGCCUGUGUCUCCGGAUUCUGUGUCUCCCGAUGAUACCGCUUCUUUGAACAGUGGCUCCUCUUCUCAGGGGUCCGGCGGUGACGACCCUCUGCUACCACCUCCUGCCACUGAUGAUGAACCUAUUUUGUGGAGACAACCAAAAUUAAUUGAUAACACUGCUGAUUCAGCUGCAAAUGGCAAUGGGUCGGCGAAAUCUGGAAAGCAUCACCAACGUCAUAUUUCGUUUGACAAGUCGGUCAAUAAGAAUGAUGGGCCCUCUUCAUCCAAUCCUGCUACUGUUGUAUUAACAUCUGGAGUCAAUGCUAAACAUCACCGUCGUUCUUCAUCAUCAGAAAUUGAUCCUUAUUCUACACCGGCUGUUUAUUACAACCCCGAAUCAGAAAAGAAGUCGAUUCGACUGCUGCGGUCUCGUACUCUGUCUACUGUGGACAGAAGCAGUAGCGACCGUAAGAAGUGGCUUCCAAGAAGAAGAGGUUCAAAGGAUGAACAAUUGGGUCCUAAGAAACUUCUUAUUCAUGUGGAUACUACUUUGAAGAGAUUGCUAGAAUCCGAAGACACUGAUCAAAAUGCACAAAUUACUAUCGAGGAUGACGGUCCUAAAGUGCUUGAAGUAGGCACUGCUAAUUCCAAUGGUUAUAACACCACUGAGAUCAGAGGUACCUAUCAAUUGUCGAAUCUUUUGCAAGAACUUACGUUGGCCAAAAGGUUUGGUAGAAAAUAUAUCAUUUUAGACGAGCAGAGACUCACUGAAAAUCCCGUUGCUCGUUUACAAAGACUCAUUUCUAAAGAAUUCUGGAACGCCCUUACUCGUAAAAUCGAUUCUUCCACUAUUGAAACCAUUGCACUCGAUCCUAAAUCACGCUCGGAUGACAAACGUCCAAGAGUAUACAUUCCAUUUUCGGAAAAGAAACAGUUUAUUUUCUACUCUGAAAUCGCUAAGAAAAAUCCCAAGCUUGAUUUACAAGUCGAAUACUUGCCAGAAAAUAUCACUGCCGACUAUGUCAAGUCUAUUAAUGACAAACCGGGUCUUCUGGCUUUAGCACUCGACGAAACUGUUGAUGAAAACGGUAACGAGUCGUACGUGGGUGUGCCAUAUGUCGUUCCUGGAGGUCGGUUCAACGAGCUUUACGGCUGGGAUUCUUAUAUGGAAUCACUAGGUCUUCUGGUGGAUAAUCGAGUCGAUCUAGCUAAAGGAAUGGUUAUCAACUUCUGUUACGAAAUCAAGCAUUACGGUAAGAUUCUCAAUGCCAAUCGUUCAUACUAUUUGACCCGUUCACAACCACCAUUCCUCACUGAUAUGGCUUUGCGAGUGUAUGAAAAAAUUAAAUACACCAAUGGGGCACUUGAUUUCUUAGCAGAUUCUAUGAGAGCUGCUAUCAAAGAAUACAAAACUGUAUGGACAGCCGAACCACGACUCGAUCCUGUCACUGGACUUUCCCGCUACCGUCCUGACGGUAAAGGCAUUCCUCCAGAGACUGAAGCCAGUCAUUUCGAGCAUUUAUUGUUCCCAUUCUGUAAACGGUACCGAAUGUCGUUUGAGGAAUUCCAACAAAAGUAUAACGAUGGUGAGAUCCACGAGCCCACUUUGGACGAGUACUUCUUACACGACAGAGCUGUCCGUGAAUCCGGUCACGACACCACCUACCGAUUCGAAGGAAUCUGUGCCGACCUCGCCACUAUCGAUCUCAACAGCUUGCUUUACAAGUACGAGACAGAUAUUGCUCACACCAUUCGGAACAUGUUUGAUGAUAAAUUAACCAUGGAAGACGGUACAGUUGAAACAUCUGCCAUUUGGGACCGUCGUGCUCGUAAGAGACGCAUCCUCAUUGACAAGUACAUGUGGGACGAAUCACAAGGAAUGUAUUUCGACUAUGACACCAAACUUCGUCGUCGUCACACCUACGAGUCAGCUACAACAUUCUGGGCUCUCUGGGCUGGACUCGCUUCGACAAAACAAGCUGUUCGUAUGGUCGAAGAGUCACUUCCCAAGUUUGAAGUGUUUGGUGGUCUUGUGUCUGGAACACUGGCCUCUCGAGGAGAAACCGGACUCAACAGACCCAACCGACAAUGGGAUUAUCCGUACGGAUGGGCUCCACAACAAAUUCUCGCGUGGGUUGGACUCAUGCGAUACGGAUAUGAAGAAGAAGCCCAACGACUCAUCUACCGAUGGCUGUUCAUGAUCACUAAAGCAUUUGUCGACUACAACGGUGUUGUUGUCGAAAAAUAUAACGUGACCUCUCCUGAAGACCCACACCGUGUCGAUGCCGAGUACGGCAACCAGGGCCUGGGUUUCAAGGGAGUGGCCACCGAAGGAUUCGGUUGGGUCAAUGCCUCAUACGUCUACGGUCUCUCACUCCUCUCUAGCCGAUUCCGACGUGUCCUAGGAGCACUCACCCCACCCGACGUGUUCUUCUCUGCCCUCCGUCGCGAAGAUGACGAAGACGCCGAGACCCUCGACAUCGACGGCCUCGACAUCGGCUCUGUCGCCAAAGCCAUUAACCACUCUUAA
This is a messenger RNA of Sugiyamaella lignohabitans, 2547 nucleotides long. RefSeq names its product alpha,alpha-trehalase NTH1 (gene NTH1). The transcript has a single exon. Gene Ontology annotation, cellular component: cytoplasm. Gene Ontology annotation, biological process: trehalose catabolic process. Bases 1 to 2547 code for a protein of 848 amino acids. Gene Ontology annotation, molecular function: calcium ion binding; alpha,alpha-trehalase activity. The record is from RefSeq and is a predicted model, not a curated record. NCBI's taxonomy places the organism in Eukaryota, Fungi, Ascomycota, Dipodascomycetes, Dipodascales, Trichomonascaceae.